Messenger RNA from Dentiscutata heterogama, 294 nucleotides. The record is from the annotation of a GenBank genome assembly. NCBI's taxonomy places the organism in Eukaryota, Fungi, Glomeromycota, Glomeromycetes, Diversisporales, Gigasporaceae.
CAUGUUGAAAGUCAAAAUUUCGAAUAUGAAGAUGCUAAAAAUAAAGAAAUAAGCAAAUUGAUCAAGAAUUCUAUGUCAACGGAGGGAGUAGAGAGAGCUGAAACAGCUCGUUUGAAAAGAGUUUUUGACCUGGUAGAUUAUGUAAGAAAAACAAUAGAAAAAGAACAGAUCAAUCUAGAAACUUUUCUUGAAAAAAUUAGGCCUUUAAAUUUUACUUUAAAUUAUCUGAAAGAAGUAGAAUCUGAAGAAUUUAGAAAACUUGUCAAGUUAGUAAUAGAAAAAAUAAAGAAUUGA